This is a messenger RNA of Gadus macrocephalus (Pacific cod), 2673 nucleotides long. RefSeq lists its product as uncharacterized. Lineage: Eukaryota; Metazoa; Chordata; Actinopteri; Gadiformes; Gadidae. The coding region runs from base 453 to 1583 and encodes 376 amino acids. The transcript is spliced from 7 exons. The record is from RefSeq and is a predicted model, not a curated record.
GGGAUAGUUCACCGGUGGGAAUAUGAAGGUUUUAUGAAUUAAAUAAUUCAAUGUAUUAUAAAUGUGAAAAAAAAUUGAAAUUGGUUCAUCCUAGCCUGAAAAAAGGCAGAAAGAGUGUUUUCAUGGUCUCUCUGGCUCAAAGUGAGAAAACCUCCAACUACCACAGUGCAUUGCGCUCGCUGCCCCGCCCACCUCUUUCCGUUUAAAAGGGGGAAGGACCCAUGCGAGCAAACAAACUUUAUUCACGAAGUUAUUCACGAACCGUCGUUGACUAGUUUUGACUCGUUUUUCCAAAAGCAAUCAUGCCCAGUGGUUGUUUGGUACCCGGUUGCACCGAAAAGUCGAGGUUGGGACAGAGUGUAAGUUUUCACAGUUUGCCAGUGAAAGACGCUCAGCGUUGCAAACUAUGGCUGCGGGCGAUAAACAACCCCAGAGUGUGAGAAGACACCGGGAUGGAAAUUAUAAAAGGAAAAACGAUAUGCAGUCUCCAUUUCAAACUGGAGGAUUUUGAUGGGAGACUUUUCGGCAAGAUAAGGUCCGCACUCAAACCAACUGCUGUUCCGUCCGUCUUCGCUGUGGGCACGUUCCCAGGUGACGAACAGGCCGGGGCUUCUAAUGCACCUCCCGCAGCGAAACGCAGUCGCCUACAGAACGCUGAUAGUGGUCAUGGCGCAUUCACUCUCUCUGCAUCCUCCAACCCGCUGAAGACCUUCCCUUUGACAUCCACACCAGUGAAAACCUUUCCCUCGGACCAAGGACUAUCGACAUCGUGCCCCGACACACCUGGGACCCUUGAUUCAAGUUUUAGCACUGUGGGUGAAGCAGACGAAAACUUUCAGCCCAACACAACUGUCACCCCCACGUCAACGUCUUCAUCAGAAGAUGAAGGCAUCAAUGACUGGCAUGGAAAGAAGAUCAUUGUGAAUGAGUCCUGCUUGAUGUCACUUUUCAAAUUUUGCCAGAUGUGCGGCAAGCCUCUGUCAUCAAAAACUGUCUUUGACUGUGGGGCGCAAAGGAAGGUGACGUGGACAUGUCUUGCUGGACAUUCCGGGACAUGGAGAUCAUCGCCUGAAGUGAGGGGAAUGGCAGAGGUGAACCUCCUCGCAGCGGCAGCUGUUGAGUUCAGGGGUGGCACGUACACUGAACUGUCAGACUGGUGCAAGACCAUGAAUGUCCAAAUGAUCGCCAAGACUACAUUUUAUGAGAUGCAGAAGGCUUACUUGCACCCUGCCAUUGAAGACCUAUAUCAACAACAGAGAAAAGAAAUCAUGGCCAGAGUGUACCUAGAACAGGAGGAUGGGAAGAAGCUACACUUGUCAGGGGAUGGCCGGUGUGACACCCCAGGUUUCAGUGCCAAGUACUGCCAUUACACCCUCAUGUUGGACGACACCAAGGAGAUUAUUCACACAGAACUGCUGCAGGUAAAUAAAAGAUUAACACUGGAAAAUAAAAAUAUAUGUUAUUAUUGCUGCUGUGAAAAUUAUUAUUCAAUUCAAGUAACUAUUCAACUUUAUUUUCUAGUCUACAGAAGCCGGCAGCUCUCUUGCCAUGGAACCACUCGGUUUCAAAAGGGGCAUGAAUGAGAUCAUGGGUGAUGGCUUAGAUAUUGAGGUGAUGACCACGGACCGUUCAACAUCGAUACGCAAGAUCAUGAGGGAAGAAUUCCCCGAUGUUCAGCAUGAGUUUGACAUCUGGCAUACAGCGAAAGGUUUGAGGAAGAAGAUACAGAGGAAAGGAGCAAUUAAAGGGAACGAAAUUAUUGCUGCAUGGAGCAGGUCAGUGUUGGUUUGUAAAGUGCCAAGCUUUUCAUUGUUUUGUAAGUUUCUAAAUUACAAAUUUUCUUUUCUUUCAUAGGUCAAUCAUAAACCACAUGUGGUUUACCUGUGCAACAAGCAAGGGUGAUACAGAGAUACUGAAAUGCAGAUGGCAGUCCAUUCUACACCACAUGUGUAAUGAGCAUGAAUGGACAGAGGAUGAUGGACAAACAAACCGGUGUGGACAUCAUCCUCUAACAGCCCAGGAGCAAAGCAAGCGCCAAUGGAUGAAGAGGGAGUCUUCAGCGUUUGAAAAUCUCGAAUCGCUGGUAAAUGACAAAAGGCUUUUGAAAGACCUGGAACAGAUGGCCCUUUUCAAACACACUGGGCCGCUGGAGAUCUUUCACAGUGCAAUGCUCAAGUACCUCCCAAAAAGGCAGGGAUUCUCUUUCCAGGGAAUGAGAGAAAGGGGUCAUCUUGCAUGUUUGGAGCACAAUGAAAACAUUGUCAAAAGAAAGCAGGCCACAACCAAGACAGGACAACCACGCUUCAACCAAGUGUUUUGCAGGAGAUCCAAGCAGUGGGUCGUGAAGCAGAUUUUUAUUCCACACACCACCCAGUUCAUUGACACACUUGUCACAAGUGUUAUAACCAGAAGACGAAACCCAACGAUUCUAUAUAAGGUUUCAACAUCCUCACUUGCCCUGCCCCAGCCUGCGCUGCCACCUAACAUUGCACCAGUGCCAAAACCACCAAAGGAGGCGGCAGUGGCUGAAUUAAAAAGGCGCUUCUGAGAGGGACAUCUGACCUAUUUUAUCUAUUUAAACGUAUUUUAUAAAACAUUUGUUUUCAAUCUUAUCUUUGUAAAUAUUGGAUCAUUUUCCUUUGUGAAUAAAAUCUUAUUGUUUUUACUACCUUA